AUGGAAUCCACUGAUAGUGGGGGACGCAAUUCUCAGCCCAGCGGACAACGUCGAGUUUGGAAUGCAGAUGAGGAAAAAACAUUGAUUAAUGGUUUACGAGAUCUUGUCACGCGCGGGUGGAAAUGCGACAACGGAUUUCGCAACGGUUACACCACCAUAUUAGAACAACAUAUGCGGCAGCAAUUCCCGGGUACCACCAUAAAAGCAGAACCACACAUAUCAUCAAAGAUUACGGUUUGGAAAAAAAAUUAUGGUAUAGUUUGUGAUAUGCUUGGUAGUACGGGGUUCGGAUGGAAUGACACGGGGAAAAUGGUUACAGUGAGGGAUGACACGGUGUGGGACAACUACAUCAAUGCUCACCCAAAGGCCAAAUCAUUGCGUUAUAAAUCUUGGCCCUUGUAUGCCGAUUGGACUAACUUCGACUCUUUUUCGGCUCAAGCAGGUGAGAGUAGUGCAUCCGGUAAGUCUAAGCGUGAUGGAAAAAGAAAGUAUAAUGUUGAGUCGGAGGAUAAAAUAAUAGGGCUACUUUCAUCUGUUUGCCAAGAGACAAACAACCGUCUUUCGGAACUGUCUACCCGUGUUGGUUACCAAGUAAAUGCAAAACAGCAGUGA
This is a messenger RNA of Striga asiatica, 612 nucleotides long. The record is from the annotation of a GenBank genome assembly. NCBI's taxonomy places the organism in Eukaryota, Viridiplantae, Streptophyta, Magnoliopsida, Lamiales, Orobanchaceae.